Platichthys flesus (European flounder) is the source of this 4512-nucleotide messenger RNA. RefSeq names its product protein disulfide-isomerase TMX3-like. The coding region runs from base 124 to 1560 and encodes 478 amino acids. The transcript has 16 exons. The record is from RefSeq and is a predicted model, not a curated record. Gene Ontology annotation, cellular component: endoplasmic reticulum. Gene Ontology annotation, molecular function: protein disulfide isomerase activity. Gene Ontology annotation, biological process: peptidyl-cysteine oxidation. NCBI's taxonomy places the organism in Eukaryota, Metazoa, Chordata, Actinopteri, Pleuronectiformes, Pleuronectidae.
UGCGUGUGUUUUAAAAGAAUAAACCUAAUUUAUCUUAUGGAUUUAAAAGUGAAAUGAAAACUCGUGCAGCUGUUCUGUGGGCGCUGGAGGCUGCGUGACCCCCUCCCUCUCCCCUCUUUGCGCAUGCGCAGCCCCAGCACUUCCUGCUCUGUGUUUGCAGACGGAGCGAUGGCAGCAGGGAGAGUUUCUCUGGCGUGUGGAGUCGCUGCGGCCCUGCUCUGCUCGGCGGUGCUGGCGUUCGUGGAGGAUCUGGAUGAUACAUUUAAAGAGACUAGAGUGGACGACAUCUGGCUGGUCACUUUCUAUGCCCCGUGGUGUGGUUACUGUAAGAAACUAGAGCCAGUAUGGAACGACGUGGGAAUGGAGCUGAAAAGCUCUGGGUCGCCGGUGCACGUGGGAAAGAUGGAUGCCACUGCGUACUCUGGGAUGGCGUCAGAGUUUGGAGUCCGUGGUUACCCCACGAUAAAACUGUUAAAGGGAGAUCUCGCCUACAACUACAAGGGACCAAGGACAAAAGAUGACAUUGUGGAGUUUGCGAACAGGGUGUCUGGGCCGGCCGUCCGACCACUUCCCAGCAAGCAGAUGUUUGAGCACAUGAUGAAACGCCAUGAUGUGCUCUUCCUGUACGUCGGCGGGGAGUCCCCCCUCAAAGAGAAGUACAACGAUGUCGCCUCUGAGCUCAUUGUCUACACUUAUUUCUUCUCCGCCUCAGAGGAAGUCCUGCCGGAGUCGGUAAAAUUGCCAGAACUUCCUACUGUUGUGGUCUUUAAGGACGGAGCCCACUUCACCUAUGAUGAGUACGAGGACGGUAGUUUGUCAUCGUGGGUGAACAAGGAGCGCUUCCAAGGGUACCUGCAGAUCGAUGGCUUCACGCUCUAUGAGCUUGGAGAAACAGGCAAAUUGGUGGCGAUCGCGGUCAUCGAUGAGAAGGACCCCACAGAGGAGAGUGGCAGAUUAAAGAGCUUGAUUCAGAGGGUGGCGAAGGAGUACAGAGAGCAUUUUAACAGAGACUUCCAGUUUGGCCACAUGGACGGGAAUGACUACAUUAACAGCCUCAUUAUGGGCGAGGUGACGGUGCCCUCCGUUAUAAUCCUCAACACAUCCAACGAGCAGUACUUCCUGCCCAGUGAGCCGAUUGAGACCAUGGAGCAGCUGGUCCAGUUCAUCAGCAGCGUUCUGAACGGCUCUGCACAGGCAAAUGGAGGUGACGGCUUCAUUCAGAGGAUCAAGCGUGUGGCCUUCGAUGCCAGAUCCACUAUUAUGUCGGUGUUUCGCAGCUCUCCGCUGCUCGGCUGCUUCCUCUUCGGCCUUCCUCUGGGCGUAAUCAGCCUGAUGUGCUACGGCAUCUGCACAGCGGAGUCGGACGAUGGUACGGAUGACAUAGAUGCUCUCAAGAGGGAGGGCCUGACUGAUGAAGAAGAGGAAGACGAGGAGGAGGAGGACGAGGAAAGGCAACGCGCCGCUGAACUGGAAGGUCCAGAAGAAGAAGAGAACGAGGAAGAAGAGGAGGAGGAGGAGGAUUUGGGAGAGAAGGAUCCUGAAGAGAAGAAAACCGAUUAACACAGGGGCUCCUGCCGGAUAGAGGAUGAUGGGCCUGGUCAAAUGCAGUGAAAUGAAACUCAGAGACAUAUCUAUGUGUUACUGCUCUGCUUCUUUGUGUUUCAUCUCACUUCCCAUCAAAGCCCCUCUAGCACGGACUGCUCUGUGAAUUCUGCGUGUCGGUGUGUGUGAGGUCGGCCGCUCAGCGAAGCCUUCGAAACUCACGGCAAUUUUUAAGAUCGGAGCCUAAACGCCGAAUUAUAUCUUUAUCUCUACGGAACCUUUUCAAAAACAAAAGUUACAGAGUGCUUCACUGGAGCACUGGAAUACUGAAGGAUAAAUAAAGCAUAGAAGCAUUAAAGUGGACAGGUUAAAGAGCUAAAGGCAGAAAAUAGAUUGGGAUCAUAAAGAUGCUUGUGUGUUUCUUGAAGGGCCCGAGUUCCUCCGGCACCUUGACGGCAAACGCUCAGUCACCACUUGUCACGAUAAUGUCAAGAGACGAUUGGGACGGCUGUGAUUUAAACGCACCACUUAAUCAGUGGCGUGCCCCAUGUGACACGUGACCCUCUCCCCGCCAUCGUUUUGAAACCACAUAUUCUAUCCUCAGUUUAUUCUCAUAUCCCGAUCUCUCUCUUUUUUCUUUCUAAUUCAAUAGAUCUUUCUGUAGUAGAAACUAAAUUUUGCCUUCAAACUAAAUUGUAUAAAUACACGUUUUAUACCUCGUCAACCCCCCCACACCCCUCAGCCAAAGUGUAGGAGUAUCUUGUGAAGUGAUUGACGUGUGUAGAAAGCUUAGGAAGUGCCCAAGAAGGAAAAUCUGCCAUAAAUUGAAUUGUGCUUCCCCUCCCCCCCUCUCCCCCCAAUUGUCUGUUACUACCUGGAAAUAUUUCCUCUUCUUGUUUUUCUAGAAAGGUGCAAAGUGCUGAGACAGUCACUCAUUUCUACUCACUCCUCACGCCAGCCCCCCUGUCAGGCUCCAUUGACCUGGAGGCUCUGUGGUAAUUGGUAUCAGUCCGUCUGAUUCGGACCCAUUUCAACUCCCUGACGUGAAAACCUUAGUAUAGAAAUCACGUGCCUAUAAAGCAGCGGACUUCCAUAACAUGCAUCAGCAGCUCCUGUGGCUCUUGACCAAUCAUAUUCCUCAGAUGGACUCUGGCUCUGUCUGUUUCCAUAUUUCAAUCGGUCCUCCAUCACUGCUUUCUAUAUUGAAUUUACCAGGCAGGUUGAAGUUUACAUCCCAAUGCACUGAGACUUAGAUUUAAGCUCUCAAAACACGAGGACUGUCUUCCUACUACUGAGUUUUUCCUCUUUUCAUUUUUAUUAUUUUGUUGAAAAUCUGCUAUAGUCAGUUUGCUAAAGGCUUGUAAAUCCUCGCCGCUCCUCUUUCAAUACCCUUGUGGCUAAAGUUUAUGUUAAAGCUAAAAUCGAGUUGGGGUUAUAGCUUUCUCCCGAAUUCACCUGGCCGCCUGCUUUAAAGAGAACGUGUUCGUAAUAUCUUCUACACCGAGUCGGAAAGCGUUUUUAUAAGAAAUUCUCGGUGCACCUUGUUGGAUUUGGGGUCCAGUGGUGCUUCGUUGGCUGUUCUGGUUAAAAUAAAGCACCUGAAAACAUGUUUCCUUACUUUUUAUUCUUUAUAAAGUUGAAGGUAACACAACUCUACAAAAACUCUAGAUUUGAUUUACAGCAGCAUUUUCAUGGCCACAAGUAAAUACUUCACAUUGCCUUUAUUUUCCUUUACAGCCCGAACAAACCAUUUACCCGAAUGUUGAAUUAUUUCUCUAACGACGUAUGUUCAGUACCCACGUUUAUUAUUUUCUCUUCAUUUGUUCUGUCGGGUUUAUUCAAAACGUUCAUACAUUAUACAAAACGCACAAAGCUCCAUGGAUGUUUGAGUUUAGGACGGGGGUGAAAUAUUAAAGGAGGAUUUCUUUUCAAGGGAACAAUACGAAUACGAUGAUGAAUGAGCGUAAAGAUUCAUCCUUGACCUCAGGAACAGUAGCUGCAUGGAGUAAUUUCCCCUCGAGGACCGAGUACUUCCCACUAUCAAGUCCACCUUGAGUUACAAGAAUUGCAAUGAAUGUUCUGAGCUGUUUAUCCUGUUGAGUAAAAGGUAAUAGCUAAUGCAGGGGUGGGGAACCUUUUCCCUAUCGAGGACCGUUUAGUGUUUCUAAAUCAUCCUCUUCAAGCCACUUCCAUGUCUGCUUGAGUGUUUUUUUUGUUAUGUCUCUUGCCGUGACCUUGUGGUGGUGUUGCACAAGGUUGUGUCAUAGUUCUUCCAGAAAGAGACACAAGUGCUCGCAGCUUCACAAAACGAGGCUCGCCAAUUGAGCUGCUCGUUGGGCCCCCGAACUUUACCUUAUCCGAUCGCAUUUGUCCUUGCAACUCUUGAAGUUUAGCUGUACAACCACCCAUGAUUGGCCUUUUCCCUCUUACUACCCCCCGCCCCCCUUCUUUUGGAAAGUACGACGUCUUUUCUACUUUUCUUUUCUUGACGUUGUAGUCUGCUACUCGUGUUUUUUUCUUCUAUCUCAAAAAGAAAAAAGAUUAAUUGCUGCUGUGACUUAUUCAUGAAAUGGCUCGCAGGCUAAAUACAAACCACUUAGGCAGGAGUCUCCCCAGCCCUGCUCCAGGACUUAGCCCCGGUUGAACCUUUUUUUUUGCAAAGCUGAGAAACACGAUGGCUUCAGGUUGAGUUUCUCGUUGUGGCUCAUUCCAUUGUGCUUCUGCAGCUCGGUAAAUCUCGUAACUUGAUCGACUUAGGCGCCUCCACCUGAGCACACCUGUUAUAUUUACCAUACAGAGAGUUAUCUGUGUCUUUACUGUGAAUCUGCACUAAAGGAAAACCACGCCCUCGUCUUGCCUUUCUGGUCUUUGUAGUCGCCUGCCAUUCUCUGCCAAACGUGGGUUUGAAUCGAGAGUGUCACACUUUAAUACAGGUUUGGAAGAUUGAAAUAAAGAUUGUCCUCUUUUGUU